CAUAAUAGUGUACUGACAACCGAGGCUGUGUAAGGACAAGGGCACCAGAAGCUGGGCGGCUCUGGAGUCACACAUCAUCCUGUUGGUGAGGCGCCACGCCGUGUGAGACCCGCUGGUGCCUGACGCUCUCCAGCCAUUCCCUCACGCUGUCCCUGUAUACACACAAUGUAAACACACCUGGACGGACUGAACGGGGCAGGUGAAAAUCCUAUAUAAACUUUUGUGUUCAUACCAUGUAUUACUGAGAAAGUUCACGUGAUACACCGGAGUGAAUUUUUUGAAGUCUUGUAUAAUGUACUUUCGUUAGUGAAAGUAUACGAUUGAACUACGUCUCCAAAUAUUAACGACAAGAACAACAGUUCAAGAUUGAGAAAACUACUAAGAGUUGUGCAUCGUGAACCAUUAUAGUGUAGAAUAAGGGGCUCAUAACAGGAAGGAAAAAAAAUUGUCACAUACUGCGAAGACAAGAAAACACACUUUGUAAAGAACGAGAUAUAUUUAGUGUGUAGGAGCAGUGUGUGGUUGUGACUGUGACAGUAGUCGGUCCUCGGUUUGUCUUCAACCCUCGAGAAGGAAAGGCAGUCCAGUGAAUCAUGAAGAGCCGCCUUGCCGUAGUCCAGCGGCCCUGGUGGGUCUUCAGGAGCUCCGUACACCUGCUGGUGGUGUUGACGGGGGUUCUCAGAUACGCGUCCUGCCAGUCGUUAGUAGCCAAGUGUCCACAAAGGGACAGUUUAGACAACCCAGAAACAUACUGUGAGUGUAGUCUGGGUAUGACACGCAGUGGACGCACCGUCACCAUCAUCUGUGAUUUCCAAAAUAUGAAGGGAGUCUUGCUGACGGAUGCUCUGUACCCCUUCCGGGAGUCUAAAUUGUUGAGCGCUUAUGUGCGGGUGGUGAAUGCGACUAGUGUACAGGUGACGGGCGCAUUCCUGCGGGAGUGGCAAGACGCUCCCUCAGCCUCCCUGGAUGUGUGGAGGAGUGGGACACUCAUACUGGAUGCAACCCCUGAGCUGACCUCCAACAGAAACCCAACCCUCUUCACCACUUAUGUCGGUAUCGGCAUCGCUGGCUGCUAUGUGCCGGAAAUCCCACCCAAAUUACUGAGAGACAGAAAAGCAGGCAGUUUCAGAAUCAUCAACAGUGAAGUGGGAGUGAUUAGAAAAGGCUUUAUCCACAACGUUAAUGAGAUGCGGUACCUUGUGAUGGAGAACUCGGUGGUGGAGGCGGUCGAGGGAUCGGUGGCCACAGAGGGAUACAUCAACCUCAGCAGGAGACAAGAAUACAAGUGGAGUGGUCUGCUCCUUUCCAAUGUCACCAUUAAGAAUGUCGGUGCUGAAGCCUUCAACCUUGUCCAUCAGGGAAGAUCGAGUAGUACCAAGUGAGGAACUGUCACCUUGGCAGGGUGGCCACAGGGGCCAUUGCAGCAACUGGAGACAUUGCUGUUACCAUCAAGGGCAACCGCUUCCAAAGACUUGAGAAAGAGGCUUUUAAGGUUGAUGUGAAGAAGGAGUUAAAGUUUGAAGAUAACAUAGCUAUCUCUGUGGACCUGCAUGCCCUGGAGGGUCUUAUGUGCCACGAACUCACCUCCCUGGAGAAGAACACUGUACACCUUGACACCUUACCAGUUGUACCAAACAACUCCUCUGCCAUCCCUUUUCAUGUGUCAUGUGGCAACCCACAGGUAUUCAUGGUAGUGAGUCCAUCACAACCACUAACUGAGGAGGUGACCAGCACAGCCACCUGGGUACUGCUGACUGUUCUGCUGCUCCUGCUUCUGCCCAUUAUAAUUGGUUGUGUGUAUCAGUGGCGAAGUCAAUAUCAACAGAAAUGCGAGUAUAGAAGAGGCAACUCCUUCUACUUUCUUAAUGGCCUAAGAUCUUCAAAGGAAAAUGUAUCAAAUAAUCCAGAGGUCAACACAUUGACAGAAGGUCCUGGAGAAGGCAUGUCAAACCCUCUCUAUGAAGGAACAGAACCCAGCUGCUCCAUAAUUCAAGAUGGAGGUAGUUUGCCCAGCCAAUGACAACAUGGAGGCUGUAUUAUUGCCUCUCUCUCAAGCCCUGGAUUAAAAUGAAAGAGUAAUGGAUUUUUAUAGAAGAGAAGUACUGUACACAUGUAGAUGGCAAUCAUGAAAUGUUACUGACCAGCACAAGAUUUGUGAAUUUUACUGCACUAUCGUAAGCACAAAUUAUGCUAAUGCUGUGUUGGAUCAAGGAUGUUGAAAAACUAUUCAAGAUCUCCAGGACUACAUUAAUUAGUUGAAUGAUUAGUUAUAUAUCUUCAACCUCAAGUAAUAGCAUCACUGCAAGUUACAUAACUGAAGCUACAACUAGACACUAAAGACAGAAUUGUGCAAAUCUGGAACAAACUUCAAGGAACAAUGACACAAGGAAUGGGUGAUGACAAGUAAGUAAUAGAUAAAGCACAAAAUCAGUUAUAAAAAGAAUUUCAAAAUGGAAUUUUAGGACAAAUAUCAAAUUGAUUAACAGUACAGGAUUUAAAUUUGUCUAUGCAGUAAAACUCUAUAAUUCUUACCCCUCAAAUUCAAAAUCACUCAUAAUUUGUAACGUUUUGCCGUUAUGAAAUUUAUAUUACUGUAAAAAUUUUGUAAAACAGUACAGUAUUUGUUAAAAUUUUGAAAUACAGUAGGAGCGACAUAUUAAAAUACACUCUACUCCUUGGUUUACGGAAAGGUUCCGUUCCUGGACCCUAUCUGUAAGCCGAAUUUUCUUUAAACCGAAAAGGACCCUUCCAUAAGGUAAACAUGUAUAGGGUACUGUACUCUGUACUGAAUCACAGAUGGCAUCUCACAAGGGGAUGCACUCAGCCGCCUUAAGCAUAAUCCUCCGCAAAUAGUGUUGUUAUGCUGUACUAGUUACAUUACGUAACAGAAACUCUUACGUAGCCCACAAAAUUUUAUAAUGGGACUUAUGGGAGGUAUUCUGUAUCCUCGAAUUUCUGUAAACCAGGGAGUGUCUGUAUUACUAUACAAUAUACAGUCUCUCCUCGACUUACGAUGGACUUCCGUCCCCACGACCAGGUCGUAAGUCGAAUUGGUCGUA
Molecule: messenger RNA, 3059 nt
Organism: Homarus americanus (American lobster)
Lineage: Eukaryota; Metazoa; Arthropoda; Malacostraca; Decapoda; Nephropidae
Exons: 8
Coding region: 594-1382 (262 amino acids)
Source: RefSeq, a predicted model, not a curated record